AUGUUGGCAGCUCUCGUCGGGUCUAGAUCCGCGGCACCUCCAUACCCGGCCAAGGUGAGGUGGGGUAUUAACAGCUUGGCCGCUCAAUGCGGCAACUGGAAUGUGAUUGCCCGAAAGCAGUGCCAAGAGCAGUGCCGCUGGCGGUGCCUGGCUGCAGGGGCUGCGCUCACAGCAUGCUGUGCUCGCCGACAGCAUCGCAAAAAGACGAGGACUUCAGAAGCCCUGUACGUGAGUUUGGAGGAUGCCGUAAUUGAGGAGCCUCUGGAAGAGCCGCAUGUGUCACAGCUGGCCUCUGUGUUUCAAAGUUUAGUUGGAAAUGGCAUGGGCGUGAUCCCCACUGAUACUCAGCACGCUUAUGUUACUCCUGUGAACAGCAAGAGUGGCGUACGCCGGAUCUACGACAUCAAAGGCGUGGCAGCAGACCA
Molecule: messenger RNA, 425 nt
Organism: Symbiodinium necroappetens
Lineage: Eukaryota; Dinophyceae; Suessiales; Symbiodiniaceae
Source: the annotation of a GenBank genome assembly